Messenger RNA from Triticum dicoccoides, 1402 nucleotides. RefSeq names its product protein-tyrosine-phosphatase IBR5-like. Gene Ontology annotation, biological process: abscisic acid-activated signaling pathway; auxin-activated signaling pathway; protein dephosphorylation. Gene Ontology annotation, cellular component: nucleus. Bases 247 to 1044 code for a protein of 265 amino acids. The record is from RefSeq and is a predicted model, not a curated record. Gene Ontology annotation, molecular function: MAP kinase phosphatase activity. Lineage: Eukaryota; Viridiplantae; Streptophyta; Magnoliopsida; Poales; Poaceae. The transcript is spliced from 5 exons.
GGUUCCUCCGUCGCCUCGCCACGCCACCUAGCUUUGACCCGUCUGUUUCUAUGGGCGCCCGCCCGCCCAACCGAUCCGAUCUACUACCAGUAAACAAAAUCCACAAAAGAUCUUCCAGAAAUUAAAAAUAGGAAACGGAAGCGCCCCUCUCUUCCAUCCAGCUCCUCCUCCACGCCACCCCGAUUCGAUCACUCCCCGAGCAGAAUCCCCCCGAUUCGAUCGCCGGCGAGGAGAGGAGGGGAGGGGAUGAGGAAGCGGGAGCGGGAGAACCCGUGCGGGAUCUGCGGGCACUACCACAAGUACGAGGAGGGGGAGCCGUGCGGGGUGUGCGGCCACCGCCCGCCGGCGCUGGGGCCCGCCGGGGCGGCGGCGGCGCCGCGGCAGGAGUCGGCGUUCCCCUCGGAGAUACUCAAGGACUUCCUCUUCCUCGGCAGCUACGACAACGCCUCCCGCUCCGAGCUCCUCAAGACCAUCGGCAUCUCCCACAUCCUCAACACUGUACCCUUAUGCCAAAACCUUUACCGGAACUCUUUCACUUACCACUGCCUUCAAGACGACAAGACUUUGCAGUUUGAUGAUGCAAUCCAAUUCCUAGAACAAUGCGAGAGGGAUAAAGCACGAGUGCUAGUCCAUUGCAUGUCAGGGAAAAGUAGGUCAGCUGCAUUUGUAGUAGCCUUCUUGAUGAAGUCCAGAGGCUGGCGACUUGCACAAUGUUUUCAGUGGGUGAAAGAACGGAGGCCACAAGUGCAACUGGCUGAUGCGGCACAGCAGCAGUUGAUUGAGUUUGAGCAGAAGCUUUUCAGUUCCAAUGUUGCUCCCACGGAUUCGUUCCCUUCUCUUGGAUUUGGUUUUCCGAAGCCGUCUGGUGAUGUCCAGGUGCCCAUCUUUAACCAGCAGGCUCCAGGGUCCAUCUUUGAGCGGGUCAGCCCGAAUAACAUCCCGAGUAAUUUCACAUUUGGAGCCACCGAAGCUAAGCUCCCGGAUGGCAGUAACUUCGGUGUGGUCAACUUGGCUGGGACUGAUAGCAUGAUGGACAGCUCCUAGGUUGCUAUUGCAAUGCUAUAAACGGAUCAGCUGCCCAUUUAGUCAGAUUUCUUGGAACAUUUUGGAUUUCUGGAAAGGAAGGUUGCAUUCUUUGUACGAGGCUUCUUACAAUAUGUGCAAGCAUUUUGACCGUUGUGAUGUUCUGCAGUUUAACAUGACGUGCGCGCUUUUAUUCAACUUCGUAGUGUAAUUCAGGUGAACUGAAACUACGCUAGCAGAAAGUUUGAGUAGAAGUAUCAUGUGCCUGUUAAAUUGUACAGAUUCGUGUGUCAAGAAAGUACAGCUCAAAGUCUAUUACAUGUUGCCCUAAACUUAUUUUUUGAUCGCACGGAGAAUGCAUACAUGUAUUUCGUGCGCA